UCUUAUACUGAAUUGAAGAGAGGAACAAAAGAACUACCGAAAAUGGCCGCAGCGCUUCCCCCACCGGUGUCUUCUCUCAAACUAACAACCACAACUCCAUUCUCAUCCCCACGCGAACUGUUCCUCGCAUUACACAAGCCCCAAACUUCCUUUACCCCACGCGCCACUCCCGAUUCCGACUCCGCCGCCGACUCCCCAACGGAAACCGGCUCCUCCUCCGCCACCUCAUCCGAUUCCGACCCAUUCGAAUCCCGCCUCUCCCAGGUCCGCAUCCGUUACCGAAGAGGAAUCGGAAAGAAAGCGGAGCGCCGAAAAUCGAAGAAAUCAGGAUCCGUAUCCACUUCGUCCUCCUCCUCCAUCUACCUCCCUCCGGUGCCUUUAACAGAGUCGAUUUCAAAUGGGUUGAAAGUGGAUUUCGGGUUUAACCCAUAUAGCGAGAGAAUAAACGGACGGAUCGCGAUUCUCGGGUUGCUGGCUUUGGUUUUGGUGGAAUUGGCUUCGGGUAAGAGCGUGAUAAGUUAUCAUACGCCGGCGAUUAUCUUCAUUCAGAUUUAUUUUGUAGCUGCAGUUGCGGCUUUGUUCGUUAAAUACGAGAAAGAAAAAGCUAGUGUUUGGCCACCUUCUCUAUCUAAAAUCCAGCAUUUUUGUCCAUUGCUUCAGUUGAAUCAUCUGUUGUAUCUUUAUGAUUGGCCAUUGUACGCUCCUCAUAAUACAGUGGAGCACGAUGAUUAUCAUUAUUGGGAAUUGAUUCACCUAUCGAAGGAGCCUCAAACCAAGGUGUUUGAGAAUGGGAACUCUGAUAACCAGUAGGAUUAACAUCUCUUGAACCCAAGGCAGCUUUGUUAAUCAAAGAUGAAUCAUUGUUUGCUGAAUAUCCUAAAGGUGAAAACGUAACCGGUGCCUGCUAUUGUUUGAAGAUGAUCAGAACUCUGAUAACUUUCCCGAGGCUGAGGCUGUA
Molecule: messenger RNA, 958 nt
Organism: Hibiscus syriacus
Lineage: Eukaryota; Viridiplantae; Streptophyta; Magnoliopsida; Malvales; Malvaceae
Exons: 3
Coding region: 43-810 (255 amino acids)
Source: RefSeq, a predicted model, not a curated record